Messenger RNA from Pezoporus occidentalis (night parrot), 1873 nucleotides. It is a transcript of the gene MTRF1, whose product is annotated as mitochondrial translation release factor 1. The transcript has 10 exons. NCBI's taxonomy places the organism in Eukaryota, Metazoa, Chordata, Aves, Psittaciformes, Psittacidae. The record is from RefSeq and is a predicted model, not a curated record. The coding region runs from base 424 to 1791 and encodes 455 amino acids. Gene Ontology annotation, molecular function: translation release factor activity. Gene Ontology annotation, biological process: translational termination.
GACCCGGGCGGCUGGCCGGCUCCCGCCCUGCUUCCCGCCCUCGCCCGGCCGGGGGCGACACCGGCCCUUGCCGGGCCCCCACACGAGGGAGGGGGGGUCUCUCGGCCUGCUCGGCUGCGCCCAGACAAAGGAAGGUAACGUGGACGAACCGGGACGAGACGGCAGCAGCCCCGGCUCCCUCGCGCAAGAGAGGCCGCCACAUCUUUCCUCGCUCAGCCGGAGCCAACUCCGGCAGCGGCGAAGUAAUCCGGGCCGUGGGUCGGAGGGCACCCAGCGAAACCAGUGUGUGAGAGUAGCGAAGAGCGGCGGCGGAAGGAAGAGAAAGGUACGGGACCGGUGGCUCACCAGGAUCCGCUUGAAGAGGUUGCUCUCCUUGGGCGGCAGCGGCACGGACGGCAUGCUGGUGGAAAAAUAAGAAGCAAAAUGAAACCUUUCCAAAGGGUCUGUCAUUUCAAGAGCCUGCUUGCCAGUUGCUGCUGUCACAGUCAGCUUCCCAGCUGUCUUCUCCCUCCCACUGCAAAGAAGAUAGGCUGUGCAGCGGAACUGCACAAUGGUGGAUUUUGGAAACCAGAAUCUUUAUUGGACACGGCUACAUUCACUCUGUCUUUUAACAGCAGGCACAGGAAAAACCAUCAGGAUUCUCGAGCAUUGUGGAAGCAGGAAGCAGUGCAGAAAUAUCUGGAGACACUAAGCAAGGAAUACCAGCAGGUUAAUCAUCUGUUAAAUGCUGACUCAGUAAAUGACUUUGAGCAAGGAACCCUGAGGAGAAGAUGUGCCGAUCUGUCCCCAAUUGCAGCUGCAUUUCAGGAAAUCAAAGAAUCUGAAAAAGAACUUCAGGAGUUAGAAGCUAUGUGCAAAGAGCUAGAUAGCAGAGAUGAGAAACAACUUCUAGAGCUUGCCUUAGAAGAGAAGGAGACCCUGGAUAAAAAAAUCAACGUGUUGUGCAGAAAGCUUUUCCAGCUUCUAGUGCCAAAGGAAAAAUACGAUAAAAGUCAUGUCAUACUAGAAGUGACAGCUGGCAGAACAACUGGAGGAGACAUCUGCCAACAGUUCACUAAAGAAAUGUUUGAGAUGUACCGGAACUAUGCAGACUAUAAAUGCUGGACCUUUGACAUUGUGAACUAUACACCAGCUGAGAUAGGUGGGUUGCAUCAUGCUUCUGCUCAUAUUUCGGGAGAUGAUGUCUACAGGCAUCUGAAGUAUGAAGGAGGGACUCAUCGAGUCCAGCGAAUCCCUGAGACGGGCCUGUCAUCACGAAUGCAGCGUAUUCACACUGGGACAAUGUCAGUUAUUGUUCUCCCUCAGCCAGAGGAGGUUGAUGUUAACGUGGAUCCCAAAGAUUUGCGUAUAGACACAUUCAGAGCCAAAGGAGCAGGAGGGCAACAUGUUAACAAAACUGAUAGUGCUGUGAGAAUUGUGCACCUUCCCACAGGACUAGUAGUUGAGUGCCAGCAGGAGCGAUCCCAGCUGUUGAACAAGGACAUAGCUCUGCGGACACUGAGAGCUAAGAUGUACCAGCAGACCAUUGAAAAACAGCUCAAUCAACAGCAGAGUGCCAGAAAACUGCAGUUGGGAACAAGAGCCCAGUCAGAGAGAAUCCGUACUUACAACUUCACCCAGGACAGAGUCACCGACCACAGGAUCUCGUAUGAUGCACGCAAUAUCAAGGAAAUUCUAAAUGGGAAAGAAGCACUGGAUAAGCUCAUCAACAGACUGCUGGAGUUUGCAGAGAUGGAGGCUGUCACUGAGUAUCUAGAAAGUUUGCAGGCUGUGGAAGGAGGAGGCUGCUGAAGGCCUUGCAUGGAGAUAGAGCAGAAAUGUUGUGUUCGGUAGGAAAAUAGAUGCAUUUGUUAAAUAAAUCUAUGCUUCUGUU